GCGGCUGGUAGAAAGAGCAUCCGUGCAACGCUCGCCCACAUUGUCGUCCACCCUUCGUCUGUCUCUGAGAGUGAAAUUGUGCUUGAAGAAGAGGUCGACAAAGCUUUGGACAGAAAGGUUUUGCGUAAAGUCGGACUUUGGCUGCUCGGAUUCUACUUAAUCCUGGGUCUAACAUCUUCAGAGUCAUCGACUCGUCCAGCUAACUACUCCAACGCCGCUAUCAUCAACCUCGAACAUGGCACCAGCAUCAAGAAACAGCUCCAGUAUACCUCAACCCGCUCCGGUGGGCAUGGACAACACCUUGAUCCGUCCCAGUGGGCGUGGACUCUUUUCGUCUGCUACAUGAUCUUCGAGCCCAUGAAUACAGUGCCUCCCAAGACAUUCGGCCCGAGCGCGAUGGAUGGAUGUCCGUCCUAAUCCUCGCCUGGGGCAUAGCAUAUGCACAUUUGCUGCACAUUUGCUGUAGCUGCUGUGCAGAACUUCCAGGGGCAUGAUGUGCGCACGGUUUGCGAACGGUCUGGCUGGGGCGGGAUUAAGGACUUGUAGCAUCGACCGCAUCGACCGAAGUGCCUGGCGGAUGGUCCUGUUCUACUCUGUCGGGACAAAUUUCCAGCGCCCUAAACGGUCUGCUCGCCUAUGCCAUCUCUUUGAUGGACGGUCUUGGCGGUCUCCCCUGAUGGAGAAGGUGGUUGUUCCUCCCUGAAGGUCUCCCUACGAUUACCCUCGCCUUCAUGGCUCCUCUCAGUGUCUCCCUGACUAUCCUCCAACCGCCCGUAGCCAGGACGUUGAACGAGAAAGAACGCCAAUUCAUUGAGAGGCGCUUAUGUAGCCGAUAUCCCCACCUCUGGCAGACACGGCCACUUGGGACUGGGCAUCCCUCAAGCACCUUUUGGUCGUCCCCACGGUCUAAUUACACCUUCGGCUUCCUCUGGACUGCACGUGGCAUUGGGGGGUUU
Messenger RNA from Cladophialophora yegresii CBS 114405, 956 nucleotides. RefSeq lists its product as uncharacterized. The transcript is spliced from 3 exons. The record is from RefSeq and is a predicted model, not a curated record. Lineage: Eukaryota; Fungi; Ascomycota; Eurotiomycetes; Chaetothyriales; Herpotrichiellaceae. The annotation marks the transcript as partial.